Molecule: messenger RNA, 1113 nt
Organism: Ostreobium quekettii
Lineage: Eukaryota; Viridiplantae; Chlorophyta; Ulvophyceae; Bryopsidales; Ostreobiaceae
Source: the annotation of a GenBank genome assembly
AUGGAUUCGGACGGGGCCACCUCCUCCUACUCGGCGGGCUCGGAGAUCGCGAACGCAUCUCGAGGCGCUGGUGAGGGGGAGGGGGUUGUCCGCAUGGAUGGCGAGAUGGGCGGCGGGGCCGAGGGCGGCCUGGCGACGAGGGCCGACGGGCUGGUGAACGUGCGGGAGGCGGGCCUGGGGCCCGAAGCGCUGGUGGUGCAUCGGCCGCAUGAGGUGGACCCUGGCCGGGUGCUGGCCACGUUCUACGCCGUAUUGGCAAUCAUCAUCCUGGCACAGAGCAUGCUGGUUUGGUGGAAGAGGGCUCACAAGCGUUCUUAUGAGCUUGUCACACUGAUAGGUCUCUGGCUUAUUCCUGGCUUUGUGUGUCUGGAGAAACACUACUGGCAGUUUCUGACGGUGUGGGCAUUUUAUUCGACAGUCACCGGCUACAUCUUGUCACUGUGUUUGAGAAAGAGCCUGUCACAGUUUACUCCAAGAAAGGUGUACACAUGGUUUCUUGGUGUGUACAAAGUUAGCCUGGCAGUGGGGCUAGUUGGCUAUGUGUUGCUGCUCAUGACCAUCUUUGGCCUUGGCCCGAUAAUAUGGACAGUCGUCCCAGCAGGCACGACAGCCAAUAUCACAUUCUUGAUGCUGUGGUAUGGCUUGUAUUUUGGAAUUUUGGGCAGAGACUGUGCGGAGGUGGCAUCCGAUUGUUUGGCGGCGAAAUUGGGGACAGGACGACGCCUGGCGGUUCAAGUGAACAACUGUGGCAUUUGCGGAACUGACUUGCAAGAUUAUUCACAUCUUGGUGGCAAGCCUCCCUCAGAGCCCUCAGUCCAGCUCGCCUGCAAGCACCUGUUCCACAGCCACUGCAUACAGGGAUGGACGAUGGUUGGAAAGAAGGACUGCUGCCCAACGUGCCUGGAGAAGGUCGAUCUCAGGGAGUUGUACAAAGACCGGCCAUGGGAGACCAGCAAUCUCACCUGGUUAAAAAUGCUGGACGCGGUGCGGUACCUGGUGGUGUGGAAUCCCAUCAUCUUCCUUACGCUGCACUUUGGCCUGUCCGCACUGGGCUGGGACUCUGAAGAGGGGCGUGUAGAAUCAGUGCCAGCGGCGCUGCAGAAAGGGGAAUAA